UCUGGCACGUGCCGCUAAUUGAUACAACACAAUAAACCAAAACGCGAUCUUGAACCAGUGACCUUGUGAGGACCUCGGUCAAGCAAGCCUUCCAGGGUUCACGAAAAUGGGACAGGUGUUCAACGCCCCAGACAGACCAGACAUUCCUGUCUGGAGUCUUUAGACGAUUCCCCUAUAAAUACUGAUCAGGGGUCAUGGGUGACACACACCUGACUGACACUGGACAUGAUGCAGCCCUCCUCUCUCACCGAUCGCGAGAACACUCUCCCCGCAGCUGACGGGUGUUUCCUCAUGUGGCGGGACUACAUGGAUCUCCGCAAGACUCUGUCGCAGCUGCUGGAGGAGCAUCGCGAGGAAAGGCAAGCCGUGACUGCGUGUGUGACCCCCGGGGAUCGAUUCAUGAGCACCGGCUCAUCCAGCAGCGCCUCCAGCACUACUUUCUCCUCCUCCAGCCGGGACCACCGGCGUGACACCUGCGGCUUCUGCAUAAAAAACGGAGAGAGCGAGGAGGUGUACAUGAGCCAUAGACUAAAAGCCCGUGACGGACGGAUCCUCUGCCCGAUCCUGCGGAGUUAUGUGUGUCCUUUCUGCGCGGCCACCGGAGACUGGGCGCACACGCGCCAAUACUGCCCUCGGAGAAACGCUUCGAAGACGAGCAGGAUGUAAACAGAUGGACUCUCUCUCU
Rhinichthys klamathensis goyatoka is the source of this 685-nucleotide messenger RNA. It is a transcript of the gene nanos2, whose product is annotated as nanos homolog 2. NCBI's taxonomy places the organism in Eukaryota, Metazoa, Chordata, Actinopteri, Cypriniformes, Leuciscidae. Gene Ontology annotation, molecular function: zinc ion binding; mRNA binding. Gene Ontology annotation, cellular component: perinuclear region of cytoplasm. The coding region runs from base 226 to 666 and encodes 146 amino acids. The transcript has a single exon. The record is from RefSeq and is a predicted model, not a curated record. Gene Ontology annotation, biological process: oogenesis; negative regulation of translation.